UGAGGAUUUGACGUCAUGGGAAAAAAUAUCGCCAUAAAAUUGAUAUCGAAGAUAGGGUAGAAGUUUCUCUUUUGAUUUUCCAUCGAGCGAAGGAGACGGAUUUUUCUCAUUAGUCCCGAUUAUUGCGCCUAUUUACGCAGUAAUUUACGUGUAAAACUCGAAUAUUCCAUUCUUUGUUGUUAAAAGAAGCGAGUAAGAGAAAGGUUUCAAGAUGCCACUUUAUCCAUCACUAGAAGAUAUGAAGGUUGACCAAAUGGCAAGAGCUCAACAUCAGAUGUCCCAUCCUCAUGUUGCUCCUCCUCCUUCUUACAAUGCUUCUGCUCCAACUUCUGCUUCUGCCCCAGAUCUGCCUUAUCCAAUUCAACCAGCUUCUACAGCUGAUGCUGAGAAAUUAAAAUCUCUGUAUCCAAAUUUGGAUGAAUAUAUGGGAUUAUCAUUAUCUCGUGAAGUAGUUUCUGCUCACUUGCCUAAUGUCGUUGCAACUUAUCCUGCAAGUCAAGUUGCCAUUCCAGCUCCAUCCUCUCAUCAGAUGAUAGCUCCACUUUCUGGUGAUUCAGUUGGAUUGAAGAGAGCACAAGUAACUCAUGGUAUUCGUGAAAUAACUAUUUGCAAAGAUGGAAAUGGGAAAGUUGGUAUGAGAGUUCAGCCUAUAGACAAGGGUGUAUUUGUAUCUUUGGUUCAAGCAAAUUCUCCUGCUGCCUUGGGUGGUUUGAGAUUUGGUGAUCAAAUUCUUCAGAUUAAUGGUGUGUUGGUUGCUGGUUUUAGUAUGGAUAAAGUUCAUGAUCUUAUUAAGAAGGCUUCUCCACAAAGUAUAUCAAUGGCUAUAAGAGAUAGACCGUUCGAACGCACCAUUACAUUGCACAAGGAUAGUGUCGGACACUGCGGAUUCGUUUUUAAAAACGGAAAAAUUACCGCCAUAGUGAAAGAUUCGUCGGCCGCCAGAAACGGUUUAUUAAUAGAUCAUCAUUUACUAGAGGUAAAUGGCCAGAAUGUGGUAGGACUUAAGGACAAAGAAGUAACACAAAUAAUAGAUGCUGGAGGAAAUGUUAUCACCAUUACCAUCAUGCCGUCGUUCGUUUACGAACACAUUAUAAAACGAAUGGGAUCGGGUUUGAAAAAUAAGAUGGACCAUUCCGUUCCCGAUAUGUAAUCGCCGUCGACUUCGGACUAAAUUCCAUUUUUAUUGAUUCACAGUAUUAAAAUCCAUCGGCAGCGUUUGCCCUUUAUAUCGCCAAGGUUAAAAAUUUUAAACGUAAUUAAUAGUCUAUAUCUUUUGUAAGCCAGGUUAUCGAAGAUCAGAAAUUUUGUUAAUGUAUUUACUAUUUUGUGUCUAUCCGAAAUGAUUAUUUUUACGACUAACCUAUAAUUAGCCGUAAUUAUUAUGUAUCGUUAACGUUUUGUUAUUUCUAUCGAUUUGUAAGUUUCGAUAUGUAAAAUAAAAUCUUAAAUGUUUUAAAUUUA
Messenger RNA from Centruroides sculpturatus (bark scorpion), 1461 nucleotides. RefSeq names its product syntenin-1-like. The coding region runs from base 212 to 1150 and encodes 312 amino acids. The transcript has 7 exons. Gene Ontology annotation, cellular component: cytoplasm; plasma membrane. The record is from RefSeq and is a predicted model, not a curated record. Gene Ontology annotation, molecular function: protein binding. NCBI's taxonomy places the organism in Eukaryota, Metazoa, Arthropoda, Arachnida, Scorpiones, Buthidae.